Molecule: messenger RNA, 3403 nt
Organism: Gadus morhua (Atlantic cod)
Lineage: Eukaryota; Metazoa; Chordata; Actinopteri; Gadiformes; Gadidae
Product: NLR family CARD domain-containing protein 3-like
Exons: 9
Coding region: 104-3403 (1099 amino acids)
Molecular function (GO): protein binding
Source: RefSeq, a predicted model, not a curated record
UGGUGCUAAUAGUCUCAAGGCUUCCCUCUUUAGACCAGCAGGAUGUGAAUCUAGGACAGAUGCUUCUGAUGUCCUCAGCUAGUCCAGAGUAAAGUUCUCCUUGAUGUUUGCUCUGUUCCAGAGGACUGAGGAGAACGCACACGCUUUUCUAGACAAGGAGCUGAAGAAGCUCUGGAAGGUUCUCCUCCCAGAUUACCCACAAUGCUCAGAGAGCCAGAGGGAGGAGGAGCAGGAGGUUGAUGGUAAUAACGAAGAGCAGAAGAGACGCGCCAUAGAGGGAGUGGUAGACAUCACAAAGCUCUGCCUGAUGGAGAUGAACCAGGAGGAACUGAUUGACACACUGUUGAGCGGAACUGUUGCUGUUCAGUGCCAACAUAGAAUCAAGUUUCAUCUGAAGGAUAAGUUCAGUUGUGAGUUUGAGGGAAUCCCUAAAGCUGGACAGCCAACAGGUCUGAAUGACUUCUACACAGAGCUCUUAAUCACAGCGAGAGGCAGUGGAGAGGUCAACAAGGAACAUGAGGUCAGACUGAUUGAAACAGCUUCCAGGAAACCAGCCAAGGAGGAAACAUCAAUCAAAUGUGAAGACAUCUUUAAACCCUUACCUGGGCCAGUUCAACGAAUCAGGACAAUAAUGACAACUGGAGUGGCCGGCAUUGGAAAAACCGUCUUAACACACAAGUUCACUCUGGACUGGGCGGAAGGCAAAGCCAACCACGACAUACACUUUCCAUUUCUCAUGACUUUCAGAGAGCUGAAUUUACUAAAAGGAAAAGAGUUAAGCUUGGUGGAACUUCUUCAUCUCUUCUUUAUUGAAACCAAAGAAGCAGAAAUCUGCAUAUUCGACCGGUUCCAAGUUGUCUUCAUCUUGGAUGGUCUGGAUGAGUGCCGAUUUCCUCUGGACUUCCAGAACAACCAGAUCUGGACUGAUGCCACUAAGCCGACUACGGUGGACGUGCUGCUGACAAACCUCAUCAGGGGCAACCUGCUUCCCUCCGCUCGCAUCUGGAUAACCACACGCCCUGGGGCAGCCCAUCAGAUCCCUGCUGAGUGUGUUGACAUGGUGACAGAGGUGAGAGGCUUCAACGACUCACAGAAGGAGGAGUACUUCAGGAAGAGAUUCAAAGACGAGAAGCUGGCCAGCACAAUCUUGACCCACAUCAAGAAGUCACGAAGCCUCUACAUCAUGUGUCACAUCCCAGUCUUCUGUUGGAUCACUGCUACAGUUCUGGAGGACUUCUUUAAACCAUCCCAGAGAGGAAGAAAGAUGCCCACAACCGUGACUCAGAUGUACAUCCACUUCCUGAGGUAUCAUGGGAGAGCUGAAACAGAUCUAGACUGGAGUUCAGAGAGCAGGGAGAUCAUUGUUUCUCUUGGAAAAUUGGCUUUUAACCAGCUUGAGAAAGGCUACUUGAUAUUCUAUGAGGCAGACCUGGAACAGUGUGGCAUCAAUAUCAGAGCAGCCUCAGUGUACUCAGGAGUGUUCACCCAGAUCUUUAAAGAGGAAUGUGGGCUGUACCAGGACAAGGUGUUCUGUUUUGUCCAUCUGACGAUCCAAGAAUUUCUGGCUGCCCUUUAUGUUCUUCUGUCCUUCAUCGACACUGGUGUCAAUCUGCUCUCAGAGGAACCAUCUACCUCCAGGAAAGCUAAACUCCUCCUCUACAAGAGUGCAGUGGACAAGGCCUUACAGAAUGAGAAUGGACAAAUGGACUUAUUCCUCCGCUUCCUCCUGGGCCUCUCUUUGGAGACCAAUCAGAUUCUCCUACGAGGUCUGCUGGGACAGAUAGGAAAUACCUCACGGACCAACCAAAAAACAGUCUGUUACAUCAAGGAGAAGAUAAAUGGAGAUCUCUCUCCAGAGAGAAGCAUCAAUCUGCUCCACUGUCUGAAUGAGCUGAACGACCGUUCUCUAGAGGAGGAGAUCCAACAGUACCUGACAUCAGGAAGCCUCUCAAGGGUAUCUCUCUCUCCUGCUCAGUGGUCUGCUCUGGUCUUCAUCUUACUGUCAUCAGAAGAGGAGCUGGAUGUGUUUGACCUGGAGAAAUACUCUGCUUCAGAGGAGGGUCUUCUGAGGCUGCUGCCAGUUGUCAAAGCCUCAAAAAGAUCUCUGCUGAAUCGCUGUCAUCUGUCAGAGAGAUGCUGUGAAGCUCUGGCCUCAGUUCUCAGCUCCAACUCCUCUAGUCUGAGAGAGCUGGACCUGAGUACGAAUGAUCUGCAAGAUUCAGGAUUGAAGCUGCUCUCUGCUGGACUGGGGAGUCCACAAUGUACACUGGAAAUUCUCAGGCUGAAUGACUGUCUUCUGUCAGAGAGAUGCUGUGAAGAUCUGGCCUCAGUUCUCAGCUCCAGCCCCUCUAGUCUGAGAGAGCUGGACCUGAGCUUCAAUGAUCUGCAGGAUUCAGGAGUGAAGCUGCUCUCUGCUGGACUGGGGAGUCCACAAUGUACACUGGAAACUCUCAGGCUAAAUGGCUGUCACCUGUCAGAGAGAUGCUGUGAAGCUCUGGCCUCAUUUCUCAGCUCUGAUUCCUCUAGUCUCAGGGAGCUUGACCUGAGUACAAAUGAUCUGCAGGAUUCAGGAGUGAAGCUGCUCUCUGCUGGACUGGGGAGUCCACACUGUACACUGGAAACACUCGGCUUGUCUGGCUGCCUGGUCACACAGGAAGGCUGUGCCUCUCUGACCUCAGCUCUGAGCUUCAACCCCUCCCAUCUGAGAGUGCUGGACCUGAGCUACAAUCACCCAGGAGACUCAGGAGCUAUGUUGCUCUCUGCUGGACUGGAGGAUCCACGCUGGAGACUGGACACUCUCAGUGUGGAGCACGGUGGAGUAGGGAGGCUGAAACCAGCUCUAAAGAAGUAUGCCUGUGAACUAACACUGGACCAAAAUACAGCCUACAGACGACUCUUUAUGUCUGAGAACAACAGAAAGGUGAUGUUGGUUGAAGAGAAGCAGUCUUAUCCUGAUCACCCAGAGAGAUUUGACUCCUGGUCCCAGGUGUUGUGUAGUGAGGGUCUGACUGGCCGAUGUUACUGGGAGGUAGAGUGGAAAGGACCUGUUGUUAUAGGAGUGACAUACAGAGGAAUCACAAGGAUAGGAGGGGGUGUUGAUAGAAGGCUUGGAUGGAACAACAUGUCCUGGAGUCUUCAUUGUUAUGAUGGUUGUUACUCUGCCUGGUACAACGGUAGUGAAACAGUCAUACGUCUCCCCUCUGCUGGCUCUAGUAGAGUAGGAGUGUAUCUGGACCGGCCUGCUGGCACUCUGACAUUCUACAGAGUGUCCCCAGGUGGAGGAGGGUCCUCAGACACACUGACACACAUCCACACCUUCCAGUCCACCUUCACCCAGGAGGACCUCCUCCCUGGGUUUGGGUUAUCUAGUAAUGCUGCCUCAGUGUCUCUGUGUCGGUUGUAG